AUGCCGCUGCUGACGUCGCUGGCCUUUGCCCCUGUGCUGCUGAAGACAGGGGGGGCCCUCUUGACCUCCUACGGGCCAGCAGCAACAGCAACAGGGACUGCAGCAGCAGCAGCAACUGUGGGGGGGGGAGCAGCAGCAGCAGGAAGCAAAGUCUUGGGCCUUGCAAUGCUCACUAAGGGAGUUUCGAGUGCAGCAAAAAGCGGAAAGCGGCGCUUUUACGUUGGCGGCGGUGCAGCAGCAAGCCACGGGCUGCUGCAGGGGCCCCCAGCAGCAGCAGCAGCAGCAGCAGCAACAGCAGCAGCAGCGGGGGCGCCUGCAGCAGCUGCUGCGCCGGGCGCCGCUCUUGCGGCCGGAGCGCCGAUGACGGCAGCAGCGGCGCUGCCAGCGUCUGCUGCUGCUGCUCCUGCUGCUGCUGCAGUUCCUGCUGCUGCUGCAGUUCCUGCUGCUGCUGCAGUUCCUGCUGCUGCAGCAGCGCCUGCAGCAGCAGCGCCCGCAGCAGCAGCAGCAGCAGCAGCAGGGCACGGGAAGCAGCUGACGAUGAUAGCGACGGUGGCGGGAGUGAUGGCGCUGCGCGCAGCAGCAAACAAGUACUGGCUGCCUGCUGCUGCUGCUGCUGCUGCUGCUGCUGCUCCCCGCAGCAGAUUAAUCCGCAGAGUGGCCAGGUGGUGCAAAGAAGAACAAAUAGCCCUCGAGGCGGAGACGGAGUUCGAGGCGAUCCCGCUGCUGCCGUUUGAGGAGGAGGGCCGGCCUGCUGCUGCUGCUGCUGCUGCUGCUGCUGCUGCUGCUGCUGCUGCUGCUGCUGCUGCGGACCGCAGCAGCAGCAGCAGCGCCUCCGCCGCCAGGCUCACGGAAGCGGGACUCACUGACAUUGAAACAACUGCUUCCACUUUGGAAAAAAGAAAAAAAAGAAAAGUGACUUAUGUCCGGAGGGCGCGGGGCAACUUGCACCGCUUUCUCUGA
Eimeria necatrix is the source of this 960-nucleotide messenger RNA. RefSeq lists its product as hypothetical. The record is from RefSeq and is a predicted model, not a curated record. Gene Ontology annotation, molecular function: structural constituent of ribosome. Gene Ontology annotation, biological process: translation. NCBI's taxonomy places the organism in Eukaryota, Apicomplexa, Conoidasida, Eucoccidiorida, Eimeriidae. Gene Ontology annotation, cellular component: ribosome.